Molecule: messenger RNA, 882 nt
Organism: Notolabrus celidotus (New Zealand spotty)
Lineage: Eukaryota; Metazoa; Chordata; Actinopteri; Labriformes; Labridae
Gene: tex36
Product: testis expressed 36
Exons: 4
Coding region: 94-681 (195 amino acids)
Source: RefSeq, a predicted model, not a curated record
GCAUGUUGCCACGGUGACCAGUGUUUGCAUUAGCUGUUAAGUUGUACAGUGUUUGUAGUGUACUCCACUCAGUCUACUUCUUGAACUGUUAAUAUGGUAAAAGGAGGGAAACGACAUUCAUCAGUGAGCAACGAUGGCAAAUGGUUUGCUCAUCCAGCUCUGCCAGAAAAUGUGCCACAGAAUCGUGAGACUUGUACAAGCACUGGGAUCAUGCUGAGUCAGGCUAAAUCACCACUGCCUCAGGCUUUGAACUCGCAGCGCUUUCCUAAAUGGAAAACUCAGCAGGCAUCGAGAGAAUUUCAGUAUUCAGACCAUGACAACAAGCAUGCAUUAAAAGACGACAUCUCUGUUUUCACCCAAGGUGUGGGACGCAGGAAGUGUCCUGAUGAGCGCAAAGAGACCAACUCUCACUUCUGCCUGUGCCAUGAUGGAUCUGAAAGCAGCACUAAAGCAACUGAAAAGAAAGUCACAAUUUACAAGACAGACUUUAUGGAGAAGAAGGGUGAUAAUGGUCCAACCAGCAACAGGAGGUUCCCAAGAAACCAUAAACAGAAGUCUGCAGAGGCAGCAUUGGCCCAGGCAGAGGAUGCUUUCAUGUGGUUUGGGAGGGACGAAACUGGUCCCUUGGAGACCCUGCAAGUACUGGGAAAGACCAACCACUCAGCACCUUUCAAGCUCUGAGAUCGUUCCGCAUUUAAUGCUUUACAUCAGGGGUGUCAAGCAUACGGCCCGCGGGCCAAAACCGUCCCGCCAGAAGUUCCAAUCCGGCCCACGGGAUGACUUUUGAAAUUACAGAGAAGACAUUAACUGCAAUUUUCCAAUAAAAGUGACUGCUAUUUCAAAUUUGUCCUACAGUCAAACUGCGGACAGGGGGCACAUGAA